Messenger RNA from Dujonia railenensis, 2505 nucleotides. Lineage: Eukaryota; Fungi; Ascomycota; Pichiomycetes; Serinales; Debaryomycetaceae. The record is from the annotation of a GenBank genome assembly.
AUGUCAACAGCUAGAAGUCCAAAAUUGAGCCCAGCAGAUUCCAACGAUUCUGUUGACGAAGAAGCCGGAACCAUCCUGGAUCAAGUUGACAGUGUGGACGCAGGAAGCGACCACCAUACUGACUCCUAUAAUACGAAGCAGUCCUGGAAACAAGUAGCGUAUCUCUCCUUUACGUCUCUUGGAGCUAUUUAUGGCGAUAUUGGUACAUCACCGCUCUAUGUCUUGAAUACAAUUAAAUACCCCAACAGCCCUCCUACUAAACAGGAUAUAUAUGGUGGUAUAUCUGCAAUCUUUUACUUAUUCACAUUGAUCGUCGUGAUCAAGUAUGUUAUGAUUGUACUUUUUAUUGGUCCUAACAACGGCGAAGGUGGACAAGUUGCAAUAUACGCUAAAAUUGCAAGACAUCUAAAAAUCGGGCCAAAAGGUGUGACAAUCCCUGGUGGACCGGAAAAGGAUGAUAUGGUACUUUUGGCGAGACAAGAAACUUCCCUGAGCUUUCUUUCCAUGAAUAAACAAUUCAACGAGGUGAAAAAUUCUCCGAUGAUGAUCAAGUUCAUUUCAAAGCUCAUUUUAGGUUGCUGCUUCUUAGGGUGUGCUUUGGUUAUGUCAGAUGGCUUAUUAACUCCUACUACCUCAGUGUUGUCAGCAAUUGAAGGUAUCAAGAUUGCUCAGCCAUCAUUUCAUAGUUCAUUGGGAGUAUCGGAAGCAGUGUUAGUAUUCCUAUUUCUAAUGCAACUGUUUGGAUCCGCCAAAAUUGCCUUGGCAUUCGCUCCUAUAAUCUUCCUAUGGCUCAUUGGUUUAUUUGUUAUUGGUAUUAUCAACAUUGUCAAAUUCCACCCAGGAGUAUUUCAAGCGUUAUCCCCAUACUAUGCCAUUGAAUUGUUGAAACAUGGUGGCAUAGACGUUAUAGGAGGUGCCAUGUUGUCGAUUACAGGCGCAGAAGCAAUGUUUGCAGACAUUGGUCAUUUUGGUAGAUUGCCUGUCCAAUUUUCCAUGACAUUAUUUGUGUAUCCUUGUCUCAUAAUCACUUACUUGGGCCAAGCUGCAUAUUGCAUAGAGAACCCAGAAGGAAUAACAUCGCCAUUCUAUUUAUCAAUUCCAGGAGGAACAAAUGGUGGUUUUUAUUGGGUGAUGUUCGUGUUGGCGACUUUAUCCACCAUUAUUGCAUCUCAAGCAUUAAUUUUGGGAGUUUUCUCCAUCGUUGGUCAAUUAAUUAACUUGGAUUGUUUCCCUAAGUUUAAAAUUAUUCACGUAUCCAAAAAUUAUGCUGGAAAAGUAUAUAUCCCUAUGGUCAAUUGGCUAUUAAUGAUUGGAGUCUGUGCGACUACCGCUGGAUUUGGGAGCAGUGCCAAAGUCACAGCAGCUUACGGUUUGGGUAUAUCCUUAGAUUUCUUCGUGACAUCAAUCUUACUCAUAGUCUGUAUGAUUUAUGUCUAUCAAUGGAACUAUAUUAUACCGAUAAUAUUCGGCUUGAUUUUCUUGCCAUUGGAAGCAGUGUUGGUUAUCUCUAAUUUAAAGAAAUUCAUUCAUGGAGCCUGGUUUCCACUUUUAAUGGCAGGUGUUGCUUACUGUUUCCUAUCAUUCUGGAGAUGGGCCAGGUCAAAGAAAGUGGAACAAGAAUUUAAGUCUAGAGUAUCAAUUGGUGAUUUAUACCCUGAACUUAAAAGGGUACCAGUCGCUGACACUGUAGAUUUGAAGAAGUAUUCGCCCUUGACUCCGAACGUGCCUCCCAAUGGUGAGAGCAGAACUGGUAAAAUUGAAGGUGACGAAGAUGAAGAUGAACUCAAUGAAAAGAAUGAUGAAGAAAGUUUAGACUCCAGAACUUCAAUUGAUGUAGGGCAAGUUUUGAAAGAAACUGAGCCUGAAGUGAAGUCUCUUUCAGUUAAGUCCUUUUUCGGAAACCAUCUGUUGAAAAGAUAUGAUGGGGUUGCAAUCAUGUACAGCGAUGUGAUGCAUACCAUCAACUCUCCAAAUACAGUGCCUUGGCUCUAUAAAUUAAUGAUCCAAUCAUUCUCUUCUAUCCCAACGAUAUUCGUCUUCUGCGCUAUUAGAGUAAUAUCAAUUCCAAACGUUCCUGAAGAAGAGAGAAUAUUGGUGGCCAAUAUGAAGAUUCCAGGACACUUCAGAUGCGUUGUUAGGUUUGGGUUUUCAGAAGAAGUUAAGAUUGACGAAAAGCUAUUGGACAGAAUUCUUAAUUCAUUCCCGGAUACCAGUGAGCUUGUUAAAAGGUUUAAUAACAAUGGAAUCCUUGAGCAUACAGCAAACAUUCCAAUACUACACGUAUUUGAAAAUGAGUUGAUAAGGUCUCACAGAUACUCUGGAAAGGAGUAUGCAACAAGAAGCCCUCUCAAAAUUUGUCAAAGGUAUGCAAGGAAGUUUCUUAUCAAUCACUGCUUCAGUCCAAUCAACAAUGCACUUCAAUCCAAGGGACAAGUAUUGAAGAUUGAUGAGGAAACUCUAGAUAACCAAAGGAAAUUGUUCCUUGGUAGCGUAGUUAGGGUAUAA